Messenger RNA from Drosophila persimilis, 1737 nucleotides. It is a transcript of the gene Reg-5, whose product is annotated as rhythmically expressed gene 5 protein. NCBI's taxonomy places the organism in Eukaryota, Metazoa, Arthropoda, Insecta, Diptera, Drosophilidae. Bases 531 to 1427 code for a protein of 298 amino acids. The transcript has 3 exons. The record is from RefSeq and is a predicted model, not a curated record.
UGCCGGUUUUGUCAUCAACGCUGUUGUGGUGUUUUAGUGGAAUUUCGACGGAUAUACGGGUAUACGUGAUCGUGUUAAAGGCGCCUCCCACUCCACCGCACGCGCCCCCCUGAUAUGUGAAACGAGCUUUUUGCGUUUCAAGCUGCGACGAACAAAAGAAGCAACAACAAAAUCAAUAGAUAACACAAAAUUAGCCACGCUUGUUGUUUCGGCCAAUUCAAUUAAGUGCGAACAAAAGAAAGUCCAAGCCCAGUCCGGGGACCAAGUGAUAAUCUAUCAAAUGGACCACAAAAGCGUUUCCUAAUUAAACACGAAAACCCAAUAAAAAAAAUUAGCCCCGAAAAAGAAAGUCUACGCUGGACACAGGCAUUACACAACAAGAGCGUGCAAUUGACCCAGGCCACGGAGCAUACGGUGCAGAGCACGGAUCAAAGGCUGUCAGCGUCAACCUAUUGCUUAGUGUGCAGUACGCAAUACGCAACCUCCCUCCCUGCCCCCAGCAAAAACAACAGUUAUUCCACAACGCAACUAUGACGACUGCGGUGAAAGUAAUCUUGGCCUGGUGUCUGGUGAGCGCAUUCGCCAUGCAAAUGGGAUCGACAUCAGCCAUACCAAUUUGGGAGUUUUUGACGCGCAACGAAAAGAUGUCUUACCUGUACUCCACCUUUGCCCAGCUGGUAAGCGUGCACUGCAAAUCGACGGUGGGCGGCGGACUCCCGGUGAACCAGUGCAAGCAUAAUCUACUCGGCUACGGCUACGAGAAGCUGCAGACACUCUCAGACGCGCAGCUGGAGGCACUCGAUCCCUAUCAGCGCGAUGCCAAUGAGCUGAUCUGGUCAUCGAUCAUGCGGGAGCAUCCGAGUGCCACACUGAUCACCACGCGGAAGCCGCUGCCGCCGUUGCCCACGCCGCCAGCCUCCUCGCUGAUCAUCCUCACCCACCAACAACUGCCGCAGCAGCAGGCGGCGGAGUCCAACGCGAACCCGCUCUUCGACAGCAAUAACGAGCAGAAGCACCAGUAUGCCAUGGACAUGGACAUGGCCUACGGCUUUGGGUCUUCCUCUCCAAUGCAUCCCCAACAGCAGCAGCAGGCGAGCAGCGAACUGCCGAUGGCCCUUGCCCUUACUGGAGAGCCGCCAAAGACCUACCUGAGCGGGCCACUGGUUUUCCGGCUCCGACCCGAUGGCUCGCCCGUGGAGGAGGACCAGAACCGGCCGCUGCCCCACGACGACGACCUGGACAUCUUCCGCCUGGGCCUGGCCGCAGCUGGAGCCGGAGGUCGGCCGCGCGCCACCAUCCCCAACAGGCACCGCAAGAUUGCCACGAUCAGUGCCCUGAAGCAGCAGCACUUCGCCUCCAUGCUCCAGCGUGACCUGCAGCCCCCCCACCAGAUACAGAGGCGACUGUUCCGCCAGCAGCUGGCGUAAGACCCACACGCCUGGUGGCGUGGCCCUAGAUAUAAGUCUUUUGUGUGAGGAUUGAAUGUGAUACAAUAUAUAUCUGCGUGCAUGGAUGAGUGCGUAUGGUGGAGUGUGCCUGAGAGCCUUCCCUCGUUUUAGUUGAGGAGGAGGAGCAGGAGGAGACACUUCUUGGAUGCACUUUGAGCUUUAAUGGAAUUUCGACCGUAUUCGUACAACGUUUAAGUUUUCUUUAAUUUUAUUUAUUCGCGUGCAUUAGCCGUAAGAUCAAAUACAAGUAGAGAUUCUUGAAUAAUAAACAGCAUAAUUAUUAUCAUUA